AUGACAAGGGAGGGGUGUCAGCCUGCCCUCGCCGUGCCCACAAGGAUACUCGCGUUCCCACGGUUCGCGCAGUCAGAGUUGGCGCUCGCUCCGUCGGGCGCGGAGGGCAAGGGGACAGGCAGUGCUCGGACGCUAGAGGCUAUCACGCAUCUUGUCUGCUUUGCGUCUGGUAGACACUCGAGGCCUUUGCACUUGACGAGGCGACGGGUUGCUGUGUCAGUGCGUAAGGCUGAGGGCUUAAAGGUCGUGACAUUUCCUGCCUCUUACGCAGGACCGAAGGACCACAAAAAGAAGCGAGACGAGUCGAGCGACCGAGCCCGGAGCGCUCCCGACGUUCGCCGAGUUAUCCCCGAAGGCCAAAAUGGGUCCCUGACACAGGCACAGGAGCCCCGCCGCCGCAAGCAUGGGUCCUGCGGGCGUGUUCUCGUGCGAGGCUGUCUACCACGGGCGGAGCAAGUGCAAGGGUCCCAGUCCUCCGCCACCCUCACCGCCCUCGUGGAUCACCUCGUCCACGCGCCCGUGCCCACGCCGGCCCACGAUGCCCAGACCUAUACCAAGCUGCGGCGCGAGCGAUGUCAGCUGCAGUGCGACGACGAGCGCCUCCGCGUCACGCCCGUCCGCAAAGAUGAAGGCUUCGAGUCCGACUCCGAGUCGUCCGGCAGCGCCUGCGACGAGUCCUGCUGCGGCACCCAGGAUAUAAAGGUGAUCAGCGACCACGUGCUGCGCCUCGACCAGCUGAUCCACGAGGAUGGCGGCUCGGUGGGCUUCGCCUCGGCCUCCGACGACACCUCCUCCUCCGCCACCAGCAGCGGGGCGGAGAGCGAGGACGACACGCCCAGGUCGGGCGGGCCGCACCACCCCCAGCCCAACCAGCACACGCAGGUGGACGCGGCCGGAGGAGUCGGUGACAUGUUCCUGAUGAGCGACAUCCUGUACUGCCACGUGGCGGCGGCGACGCCCCGGGUGGUGGUGGUGGUGGUGAAGGACGCGGGAUCUAGUCAGGUAUUCGCCCACGUGUUCCAGUGCCUCACCGAGGACGCCGCCAGGUCGCUCUACGCCCACUACAAGGAAGCCAGUAAUAAAUACAAACUCAAUAGGUAUAGGAACAGCAAGCGAAAGACCGAGCUGCUGAAGGGCGAGGCAGCCGGCCAGGGCGGGAAGGUGGUCAGCGCCAGCGGCGGCGGCGCCAAGAAAGGCGCCAAGAGCCUGAGCCACGCGGUGGACGGCGGCGGCGGCCGCGGCUCGGUCCGGUCGGUGGAGGCCCGCGUGCUGACGGGGGAGAAGCGCGGCGACUCCGGACACAACGUCAAUGUCAUCGAGAUUCGCGAAACGCAGGAGGACGGCGAAAAGCUGCGUCCCUGGAACCUCGUGCAGCACACCGAUGCGAACGGCGUCACGCACAUCGAGAUCGAGAGCGGGCCUUGCAGCCUCGUCAGCAGUUCCUCCGAGGUGUCGGACUUCAGCAGCAUGGCCAGCCUCGCCACAGCACGAAGCGGCCAAUCUGCGCAGCCAGCGUCCCUCUUGGCCGCGAGGCCGUCUAGCCGAGCCGAGGCUUUCAGCAGCAGCGGCGGCAGCGAAGGCGGGAGCGUGCGAGGCACCAGCAGCUGCCCCAGCAGCCUGCUGAGCAACGGGCGGGAGGUUCUGGUCGCUGGCGAGACGGACAAGAAGUUCCGACAGCGGCAGCCAGCGCUCCUGCUGCGGGAGGACCUCGCGCGGCAGGCGUGGAAGGCCGGCGAGUGGCGCGGCGACGACAGCCUGCGGCGCAGCGAGAAGCGGAGGGACGAGCCGGCCAAAGAGGACAAGAAGAGGGAGUCCCGGCGCGACGACCACGACGGACGCAGCCGACGCGAGCGCUACGAGGGCGACCGCCUGCUGGUGCGGGAGGUGACGAGGGCCACCAUGGAGGCCAUGAUACCCCGAAUCACCACCGACCGACAGGGCCGCCAACGAGACCAUUCCCGAGGGAGACUGAGGCACUCGCACAACAAGGGGCCGGCGCCCCCUCCGCCGCCCCGCCGGCACCCCAACAACCCCUCGCUCAUGCUGGUGCCCACCAAGAGCGGCACCGAGAACGCCCGCGCCUUUUACCCCAAGGAGUCGCACAUCGUGCGCGGGAACAAGCUGGUGCGCGUCGACUACCCCGCGUACCCCGGCGGCUGGAUGCACCAGGACGUCAACAACAACCCCCAUCACUACAACUACUACGCGGGCGCCGCCUGGCUGGGCCCCCACGAGUACCACGCGCUGCGGCACCGCGACCCGCCCAUCACGCCGGAGAUGAGGCGCCGCUCGCGCUCCAAGAGCCCCGCGCGGAGGCCGAUGGCCCACCGCUACAUCGACGCCGUCUCGACGUUCAGCAUCUCGCAGAAGCUCAAGGACUUCUCCGACGCUGUCUUCACGAGCAAAAAGAACAAUAAUAAUGUCGCUAACAAUGUUAUGGGGAACAGUCUAAGUGCGAACUGUGGCCAGUUUAGCUCCAUUAAUGAUACGGAGGUCAAAGGUCACCAGCGGUCAUUGUCUACCGCGUCUGCGCCUGCGGGAGACGGCGACGGCACUCUCAGGCCGGUCAUAAAGAAGGGCCGCCGACCAGAAAAUUCCCCCCAGACCCGCCGCGUCACCUUCAGCGCCUACGCCACGGUGCAGGUGAUGGACGCGUGACCCCGCGACGCCAGAGAGUCUGCCGCGGCCGCCCCGCCGUCGCCGUCGCUGCUCAAAGACACCUGUGCCUCGGUGGGAAAACGACGGUUCCGAUAACCCUUCCUGCCUCCCUGUCGCUGCAGUCUUGUUUGGGUGAAUGAAUUACCUCUUCCUUAACCCUGUGGUCUAAUCAAAGUCAUGUGGAUACUUUAGAAAUAAGAUUCUGUAGAUCAGAGCGGCCGACCCGCCGCCUGUCCAGCAGUGCGUGGCGGUCAGAAGCGGCCUCUCGACGCCUCCUGCGACCGCCGGUGCCACGACCGCGUCGGCGCAGUCCCGCGGCGCGAGUCGUCGGAGCGAGGCGAGGGGCGCUCUGCGGGCGCGAGGACCGACACAAACGCUUCUUGUUACUACAUCAAGCUUCCGCAGUGGUUUAAACCUUUCAUACACUCUCAUGAGCUUUUAAGUCGCUUCUCCAUCGUUGUUAAUUUAUCAUCAAAUAUCAUGCUUAGAUUCAUCGUCAUCUCCGGUAAAUCACAACCUCCAUAAGAGCUGAUGCAUAUGUACAUACAUACGUACAUAUACAUAUACAUGUAU
Messenger RNA from Penaeus vannamei (Pacific white shrimp), 3231 nucleotides. The record is from RefSeq and is a predicted model, not a curated record. NCBI's taxonomy places the organism in Eukaryota, Metazoa, Arthropoda, Malacostraca, Decapoda, Penaeidae.